Prorocentrum cordatum is the source of this 4602-nucleotide messenger RNA. The record is from the annotation of a GenBank genome assembly. Lineage: Eukaryota; Dinophyceae; Prorocentrales; Prorocentraceae.
AUGAAGGUGUCCACGCGCUGGUACAUCCAGCGUCUGACCAACCAGCAGUGCGAUCCAAGGCCCAAGUGCGUCAUGGAUAUAUCACCUGGCGCCGCAGGUUCGGCUUUCACAAAAUUUGUGACGCUCGCAAAAAGCUGUGGGCCUUUGGCCGAAUACUUGAUCCAGAAGGACACCGAUGUCAAUUUCUUCGGCAAGCAGCAGCUCUAUGCAUUAGUAUUUCCAGUUGAUACUGACAAGAUGUUGAAACUUACCCGGUCUUUUGACAUCCCAGCGCCGACGGCAAGUCCCAGCGAAAGAUGGCUCAUGGGAGCUCGGCCUGAGGAUAAAGACUACCUGUUGUCUGAUGAAGAGCAGGAAUUCCGUCAGGCAAACUGCUCCGUUGUGUGCGCGGUGGCGGACGUCGUGGACAUCAACGGCUUGGUUGCCCACGUCGAUUCUGGCGUCGACCGGCGGCAGGCCCAGAUUCAAGGAGGCGUUUUAGAACUCGACAUGAAGGUUGCGUUUUUCAGCUUGUUGGUUGUUGCCUUAAAGCAGCACGAUCAGCUCAACGUCGAAGCAGAGUUCCCGCUUCUGUGCAACGUUGUCAGCAACUGGGACGGAUGGAAAACUUUUGUGUCUAAGUACUUCGACGUCGAGGUGGCCGUCGCGAAGAAGCUGCUGAUUUCGGCAACCAGCCCCUACGGGCGGCAGUCGCCAAAUCCACAGGAGCGGCCUGACUGGCUCCCACACUUGGACUGUUUGCAGACGGAAAUAGUCAAUGCUUCUCGGUUUCUUCUCGAGCACGACGUUCUUUACCAGGAGGUCGCGAAGGCGCGACCAGAUUGCAGCUCGCUGCACAUCUUCUUCGGCGAACUGGAGUGCAGUGUCCUGAUGGACAUGAAGCACCUGUUGGAAGAAGCAGGUGCGGUGCCGAUCUCUUUAGUCUACGACGGUAUUUACUUCAGACCCAUGGGGCUCGACGUGCACGACGAGAACUUCAUCGCACAUGUGUCUGCGAUCGAAGCCGGCCACGGGAUAUCUCUGCAAUUGAAGGAUUUAAGCGGCGCGCCGAUUCCUUGGAGGAGCGCCGCUCCCGAGCCAGGCGACCGCAUUCUAGGCGGCAGUUCCUCUUCUCGGCCGCGCGAGGACGACUUCUCUUCCGUCCUGGCGGCUGCGUGCGAGAAGUUGGAAGGCAAGGCGCUCGAGGUUGUCCACGGUGAGAACAUGUGCGUCAUCAGUGCUCUCUCAAACAUGGACUUAGUUGCGGGGGAGCCGAGCCAGGCAGGGUUCGCUAGCGGCCCGUACUCUUACCGACAAUUGCAGAAGCUCUACCCCCCUCUCAAGUUCUCCGAGGUACUGCUGAGCGACUUGAUUUGCGCGGAUCCCAUGGAUAAUUUUGUCCUGCAUAUCGGCACGCCCGAACGGAUUGCAAUCCAAUGUUCCCUGAAGACCGUGUACACCGCCACUGCGAUGGGCCUAGUGAAGAAGCUCACCGCGAGCGGCCAUCUUCGCGAUUGGCGCGGCGAGAUCUGCCCCUGGUGCGGGGAGGGGGAGUUGGGCCCAUUGAAGAAUUUUCCAGGCAGGAGCGCGAGCUACCGAUGCAGGAGCAAAAGGUGCCAGAAGUUUGUGCUGCCCCAUCACGACCAUCCUGUGUUUUCACAUGGCCAGGGCAACGCAUCAGCGCCAUUCGCGGACAAGGUAGCUGUCUGCAUGUGUGCGACCUGGGACGUGGCACAGAGCAAGUGCCACCAGAUAACUGGUAAUAGCCACAAGCUCAUCGAGAAUGUCUACACUCGCCUUGACAGCGCCAGGAUGAAGUAUGUCAAGAAGAAGGAAAAGAGCAUCAAGUUCGGCGCUAUCGACAAGUGGCCGGACGUGGAGGCGGACGAGGUGGGCCUGGGCAAGAGGGAUGAUGCGGAGAAGGAUGACCAGGACAAGCCAGUGCAAUGGGAACAAUGGGGAGGAUUAGUCGAGCGGGGCAGGCCGGACACUUUGGUCCUGACGCGUCUUGAUCCAUGCACGACGAAACGGCGUGCUCCAGGGCCUGGCCCAAUCCGCAAACGCGACUGGAAGCCUAUUGCCAAGCGACACCUUGAGAACCGAGAGGUCGUGCUGCACACAGACGGGGCGAAAGCGUACAAGCUCAAGAUCCCGAAGGUUCUGCACGACAAUGUUGUCCACAUGAAGAAGAAGGUCACUCUGCGAGGGGUGACGCGCUGGAUCAAGCCGAAAUACUCUGAGGUUGUGGCCCACAGAUUGCCGACUGGCGAGCAGAUGUACACUAAGUCGGGAACGCAGAUCAUCGAUCGAUUCUGGUCGCAUCUGCGGAAGCAUUUGCAAUCGCGCACGCACAGGGUUGGCACCCUUGCCGCAACGCGCCGCAUUCGUUCCGCCCAGUGGACAUACUGGAACAAAGAUCACUUGCCCUUGGAGUGUCGCACGGCUCUGGAAGAUCUGAAAGCCGGCAUGGCGACCGCCAGCUUUCUCGACGCUUCUUGGGUGCCCAUCGGGAAGGUGCCCAACCCCACCCAUUUGUCCCACCUCCGCGAUUUGGAAGUGCCGAACGAGAGCAGGAAAGUGGUUUCCCGUAUGGUCUCCAUUCUGCUCGACGAAGCUUCGGCGGGAUCCUUGCACGCUGCGCAGCAGGCCUUUGCGCGCAAGCGGGACAUCGUACGAAAUGUCGUGGGCCUCAACGAGGUGUAUUACUCAGCCGUGGAAGCGGGUGUCUUGAAGGCAAUAUUAUGCACUGAUUGUUCCAAAGGGUACAACAUGAUGGGGUUGGCUUACGUCCGACGAGUUCUCGAACACGCCCGUGCCCCGCCGGACAUCCUGACCUGCGUGACAACGAUGAUCACGGGAUGCUCGUCGCAGCUCGUCUUUCGAGGGCGGGUUUUCGGGGUGAUCGCCUUGGAAUGCGGCCUCCGCCAGGGAGAUCCGGUAUCCUGCUUCCUGUACAUCAUUGCCGUGGAUCCGCUCUUUUGGGCUUUGCAAAACUGCCCUGGCGUAUGCAUGCUGUUUGGAUUUUGCGACGAUUGGCAAGUGGAGGUCGAGCUAAUCAGCGCCAUCCCCAACAUUCAGAAUGUGUUCGAUGACUUCCAGGCGGCGUCAGGGCAGGUGGUCAACGAAGCCAAGAGUGGUUUCCUUGUCACCAGGGAGGUCACUGAGGAAGAACUGACCGCCAUCAAGGCCAAUUGGGCGGAGUGCCGGGUGGUAUCUCGCAAACGCUUGUUCGGCAUCUUGAUUGGCGUCGACGUCAUUCCCGAAGAAGUCUGCCGCGAUCUGGAAGAGCGCCUGGCGGUUCGGCUGGAGGCAUACAGAGGCGCCGCCAUGUCGAAGGUGGGCAAGAUUUUCGCGACCAACACCUUCUGUUACCCACUGUUUUCUUACGUGUGGCGCGUGCUUUCUGUCCCAGAACAGACGAGAAGCAGAGUGGAAGACGCAGUGCGGCAGUUCGUCUUAGCAGUCCCAACGGUGAAGCUCUUGGCUCUGUCGGAUGUCCAGCGGAUGUUCGGCAUACGCGCAGAGCUCCACGAUUUCCGGCUGCGGAACGUCGUGGGCCUCAUUGGCGCCGCAGUCAAGUUGGAGACUUUCGACGUGGGGGCGCUGUAUCGGCGGUUGAUUGCCGCGGAAGCUGACGCCGUGGAAGGGUACGUUCGUCGCCGGCUGCGGGACCGCGGCAUUCGCCCGCAGUGCGCCCUGGGCAAUUUGGACAGCAUAGAGCACAUGUGCGCAUGCCCCGUCGUUCACGCUGCAUACGAGGCGAUUUGCAGUAGCACGGGCGUGAUGGAUGAAUGGCGCGACUCAUAUGCUUUCUUGAGCCUGCAGCUGCACGGUGCCCAGUUGCAGUCCAUCGCCGCUUUGCUUUUCGCUGUGGGCAAGGCUCGUUGGGCAAUGCGCAGAGGGCGCCGUUUUGACGACGAGCGCGACCUCGUGCAGCAUCUCCUGCGCCUGGUGGAGCACCCGUGGCCCAGCGGUUCGGAGGGCGCUCAGAGCAGACAAGAACGCCGAGCGCGCCGAGCGCGACGGCCGCCCGAGGACGAGCACGCGGUCACCUACAGAUCCGACGGGGCUGCCCGGGGCCAAGGCCGAGCGGGCGACGGGCUCGUCAGCAGCAGCUUCGGCGCCGUUCGCCUCCGGGAUGGGGCAGUGCAGGGGCGCGUCGGCAGACUCUUGCCGGCGUGCAGCAACAACGCGGCGGAGUACGAGGGCAUAGUCAGCUGCUUCCGGGACGCCUUGCAACGGCCCGACGCGGCGGUCACGUUCCAGGUUGACUCCUUGCUGCUGGCACGUCAGUGCAAUAUGGAGUGGCGAUGCCGGUCGCCGUCGCUCAUCCCAUAUUGGGAGCAGGCUGCUGACCUGUUACGCAAGCUCCGCGAUAGGGGCACGGCGUACACCAUUCGUCACAUCUACCGAGAAUUCAACGCACUUGCUGACAGCAUCGCCAAUGAGGUUAUCAACAACGGCCAAGACAUCACGGAACAUUGGCUUAUGUGAGAGAUACUGGGACACGCAAUGAUUCUUCGGAUUGGUUGAAAGCCAAACGGAAUUACAUAGAGUACAGGAACCACCGGCCAUCAUUGUUAUGCAGUGCGGAUAUUCUUGGUUACGACGGCAGGCUUAGAC